AUGCCCUCGGCCGAUGGCCCUGGCACGGAGAGCAUUGCCAUGGUGGACUUUGCAAAGACGAGGUCAGGCACAGCAAAUGUGCCAGCGCCGCCUCAGGAGACCACAGGUCUGCGUCGUCGUUUCAGCAUCCGACGAGCCUGGACGCACCAUCGAGAGCAGACGAUAAACGACCGUAACCGUCUAGAAAGCGCUCGCCUGAACGUCGAAUCCGACGAGCUCUACCGCCAAAGAAGACGAAGCUCGGCUGUUGACAUGGAGAUGGUUGCUGAGCUCCUGGAGAAGGAUCACCUCGAUACCGACACCCACGGCAUCUCGGAAAUCCGCGAUGGAUGGUUCGACGCCGUCUACCUCAAGCAACGGCCCCUCGACUACCAAAGGCUCAUGAGACAUGCAGAAUCUACUCUCCCUGCCGCUUUUGCGAAAGACCCGCCUCUUUCCUUGCAGCACUUUCUGCCCAAACAGAGACGUCAACUGCGAUCUGUAUUCUUCAAGGUCAUGACCACGAGGUCGGGCGUCAGGCUCUUCAAAGCCUCUCUCGCCUUCUUCAUCGCGUACUGCCUGUGUCUUGUCCCACAGGUGAGGGAGUGGCUGGGCCGUUACAACUACAUCAUGGUUGUUUCUGUCAUCAUCAACCACCCGGCCCGGCCAAUGGGGCCUCAGCUCGACGGCACCAUCCUCACCAUUCUCGGCACCAUUUCAGGACUUGCCUGGGGCGUCAUUGGCCUUAUUCUGUCGUAUUCCACCGUGGAUGCCCGCACAGGCUAUGGUGCUAUUCUCGCCCUAUUCUUCUCCAUCUUCAUUGCCUGUGCUGCAUAUAUCCGAGCCUACUGGACUAGAUUCUACCAGUUUUCGAUUUCCGCCGGCAUUGCCAUGUGCUACAGCUGCCUCGCCGAAGUGAACGGCGAACAGGUUAGAUAUAUCAAAUUCUGGUCGUACGGCAUUCCGUGGAUUCUCGGUCAGGCUAUUUCUCUAGUCGUCAACCUCGCGUUCCUCCCCGAUGCAGGCUCCCGUGCUCUGGCCGAGACACUUCACGAGGCUUUCCUCAUCAUGCAAGACGCCCUGGAGAUUCCUAGACCGCGCAACGUACUCCUCAGGCGGUCCUUGGCCCGCGUCUUCGUGGCAGUUGGCGUCGCAUACCGCGACCUCCGCCUCGACGUAUCUUUCACGCGAUACAACCCCGUCGAGGUCCGUGAGCUGCGUAACCUGAUACAGGGAGUCAUUCGUUCAAUUUUACUGCUCAAAACCGAAACCAGACUGUUCGAGAGAUGGGAUUUGCCUGAGGCUGGCAUUGUUCCCGUCACAGUAACUGCGUUUGAGACGAUAGCCACGGAUGUUGACGGCUCUACGGAGGCUUCCUCUGGUGAUACCAAAACAAUGCCAGGAGAUGAUGAAGACGCAUUGCUCCGACUCGUUGCCUUGAAACUGGCCGCGCCUACCGAGGACAUGCUGUUGCACAUGAGAAGCGUCAUCCGCUCUUGCGAUGCUGCGCUCAUGGACAUGUCUGGCUACCGCUCGGCUCUGGGGCCACCGAAAGACGAAGCGUACGACGUUGAUCAGGCCAAGAAUCUUCUACGCAAGGCAAUCGACGAUUUUGAUCAAGCAGAUCAAGAGCUGCAGUUGUCGGGCGUCCUACCCGACACGCUUCGGAUCAAAGAGGUGUCCAACAUUCUUGUUUUCGCACAUCACAUUCGUGGUGCGGCUGGGUCGAUAGACACUUUAGGUGUGCACGUCAGCGACAUGAAGCAGAGCGCGGGACGGCCCAAGUUCUACCUCCCGACAUACUCUCUUCACAAGGCCAUCAACUACGCCAAUGCGCAGAUCAGACGAGACCGCGGAGGCGUGUCAGCCAGCAAUGUCAAGAUGACUUUUGACGACAUCACAACACUAAUCGAAGCCAUUCAGUCUAGGGAACAUCGGCCUGCUCCGAGAUCGAGAAAGAGCUCCAUAUCGGGUGCGACAACUCCUCCGGAGAGGUCACCGACCACCAUGGAGGCCGAGGAGAUGCCCAAUCCAGAAUCGAAACACAGUAAGUUUGGAUACCAGAUCUGGCGCAUCCUGCAUCGGCUGCAGGGAUUCGAGAGCAAGUAUGCGCUCAAAGUCUGCAUGCUCACUGCGCUGCUGGCCAUCCCAGCCUGGCUCGAGAAGAGUCGAAGCUGGUGGAACCUAGAGGAGUCUUGGUGGGCGGUCGUCAUGGCAUGGGUCAUGGUUCAUCCGAGGAUCGGUGGCAACAUGCAGGAUCUUCUAAUGCGAGCACUCUGCGUCACCCUCGGGGCUGUCUGGGCUGGGGUCGCGUAUGCUGCGCGCAACGGAAACCCCUAUGUCAUGGCCGUCUUUGCCCUUAUCUACAUGCUGCCAAUGCUUUAUCGCUUUACGCAGAGCUCUCAUCCGCGUUCUGGCAUCGCGGGAUGCCUGUCUUUCAGCGUCAUUUCCCUGGCACUCGUCACGGCUGAUGAGCAUCAAUCCGCCGCUCGAAUGGCUGCGACACGCGGACUGGCAUUCCUUGUUGGCACUGUCAACGCCGUCAUGAUAAACUGGAUUCUAUGGCCGUUCGUCUCGCGCCAUGAACUUCGAAAGGCUCUGUCCUCCAUGCUGUUCUUCCAAUCUGUUCUCUACAGAGGUGUGUUGUCCAAAUACGUCUAUUACGAAGAACAGAAACAGCCCACAAAGCAAGACAUUGAACGUUCAGAGAUGCUCGAGGGUCGUCUCCGUGAGGGCUUUGUCCGAAUCCGCCAGCUCCUCAUCAUGACACGGCACGAGCUCCGCCUCCGUAGCCCUUUCGACCCGCUGCCCUAUUCAGCGCUUGCCGACGCUUGUGAGAAUUUCUUUGAGCAUCUCAUCGCUGUGCGCCAGGCUGCGCUUAACUACGACCCCGGCUAUGUUCGCGACAAUGACGCCGCAGCUGAGAAACUACUGUCUUAUCGCCGUGAUGCUGUGGCUUGUAUCCUGAGCAACCUGUACAUCCUCGCUGGGGCUCUGAAGACUGACCGCAAGGUACCUCGGUAUCUUCCCAGCGCAGCUGUGGCGCGCAAACGCCUCCUCGACAGAAUGGCCGAGAUUGAAGCCGAAGAGCUCGCCGCGCAGAAGAUGCAUGUUACAUCAACGGGACUACACGUCUCACUCGCAUCAAAUGGGAAAUGGGCCCAGGUCUACGGCUUUGCCUUCAACGAGAGCUUGACGGGAUGUGUCGCGCAGUUGGAGGAGCUGGAGCGUUACACAAAACUAAUCGUUGGCGAGCAAGGGUUUGAUGACGAGUUUAGAGACGACGACCCUGACACGUCCGACGAAGAGGAGGACGAAAGGAUACCCCAUCACAAGUGA
Verticillium dahliae VdLs.17 is the source of this 3318-nucleotide messenger RNA. RefSeq lists its product as uncharacterized. The transcript has 7 exons. The record is from RefSeq and is a predicted model, not a curated record. NCBI's taxonomy places the organism in Eukaryota, Fungi, Ascomycota, Sordariomycetes, Glomerellales, Plectosphaerellaceae. The coding region runs from base 1 to 3318 and encodes 1105 amino acids.